AUGUCUUGUUCAGUAAUACAUAUAUUUCGUAACUUCAUAUCCACUCCUCCAAACACCCAAACAUGUAUAGAGUCCUCAGUUCAGCCAACUAAAAAAGCCACAAGUUUGGAAUCCUUGCCUGAUGAAAUUUUAGCUCGAAUUAUAGAUCACUUGAAUCAACUUGACUUGUUAGACUUAUGCUUAGUAAACUCAAGAAUUUACAAACUAUGCAUGAAUAAACUAUUUAGGGUAGCUUUUAUUAAACCCUUGAAUCACCGCACCUUCAUUGUUCAUCGAAAAUUGAAUUCACUUAAAUAUUCUCAAUUCACAAUUGUAAAUCCUGUAAAGUGUCCCCGCAAGAAGAAAUUUCAAAGAUUAGUGUAUUAUCCAGGGCCCAAUAAGCCCAAUAAAAAAUAUUUUUAUCUGAUGAAAUAUGGCUCUCAUGCUACAGUUUAUGAUAUUUUGCACCUCAAGAAUGUCGAGAAAAUGAUCAAUCAAAUAUCAAGUCGAAAACUAAUUGUACAUCUAUCAAAUAGAUCAAAUGGAUUAAUUCAAGAUUAUUACAUUAAAAUAAAAAUGUUGGCUAGUACUUUUGGUUUAUUUAAGAGAAUACAUUUGUCAGUAAGAGAUAAUCUGGUUGAAACAAUUAAAAAACUCGAAGGGAUAUUUGUUGGAGUCAAUUGCUUGUCGAUAACUAUGUUCUCCAGACCCAGAUAUAUCGAUAAUAGUGAAUUAACUUUGUCCCUAGUCCGAUGUGAAAAUAUUACAGAAUUUGAAAUUGAAACCGUUGUCCCUAGCCACGAGGAUUCUUUCUUCUACAGAAUGAUAAAACAUAUGCCAAACAUAAAGAUACUUAUUAUACGAAUCCGGAUAAAACCUACAUCUCUCCAUAAAACUAUAGAAUUAUUAUCCAACUAUCGCAUUCAAAAGUUUUGCUUAGAUGUCCUACAAUCGCUGGCACAUAAAAAUGUUCGUCAAAACUGUGAUAUCAUCAAGGCUUUGCUUAAAAGUUGUGGUUCCACUCUUGAACUUGUUAGGGUCAACUUAUAUGAGAAUUACACACGUGUAAGAUUAUCAACAAUCGACUUAUUUUUCAGUGAUGAGCCUGAUAUAUGCGAAGAGCUUAAGGAAGAAGUUAGGAGCUUAGUGAGUUGGGUCAAAGAUACUAUUACUAAUUAUCCAAGAUUAGAAUAUUUCAUAUUCUACAAUUACCAAUUUGUAAUAGACAGGAAAGUAGAACCAUGUAGGUGGAUUGAAAUACAUAACAAAGAGUUGUGA
Messenger RNA from Scheffersomyces amazonensis, 1257 nucleotides. RefSeq lists its product as uncharacterized. The transcript has a single exon. Lineage: Eukaryota; Fungi; Ascomycota; Pichiomycetes; Serinales; Debaryomycetaceae. Gene Ontology annotation, molecular function: protein binding. The record is from RefSeq and is a predicted model, not a curated record. Bases 1 to 1257 code for a protein of 418 amino acids.